AUGGGAGCCUCCAGCACUCACUUGGCAGGCGCCGAGUGCGGGCACAAAGCGGCGCAUGCAGCCUGCUCCGGGGCCGAGGCUGCUCGGCGCUGCCUUGUGUGCCGGGAGCCGCUCCGUGUGCCCAGGCAGGGAGCCGCAGCGGCCGUGCCGGCGCUCGGUGUGCCCGGGCUCCGAGGCGCCGGGGCAGGGAAUCAUGCGGGGCACAACGGUGAGCAGCCCGGGGCUGCUGCUUCUUGCCCCUCGGCAGGCGGACUCCGAGCCGCAGCUGCCCCGGGCCAGCAGCAGCCGGCAGCUCGCAGGCGCUCUCAGCGCCCGGCCCGGCACGGAGCUGGGCUGCAGCGGCUGCAGAGCCACAGGGGCCGCGGCUGCGGCCGCCGCAGAGCUGCCGGAGGCUGCGCUUGUCUGCGCACCUGCUGCCGCACCUCUGGGCAGCGGCGACAGCGCAGCCACAGCUGCCACCGCCCUCCUGAGCCCCCGCACGGCCGGCACCAGCAGCGACCUCUCUUCGUGUCCCUUUCAGGGUGCCAUCAGCGCGGCUGCAAAGCUGUUCCCGAGGCUGAGAUUCCAAAGGAUCUGCCAGCACUCCUGAUGUAUCCGAAGAAAAAUAGUGUUCCUUCAAUAAACAACGAUUCUGGCUGUGAGCUGGAGGAUACUGAAUUCUACUCCAUAUAUGGAUCGUUGCAGAAGCUCCAGCAUCUCCAGGAGGGACCAGCAGCCGCGCUUCCACACUUGCCUGGGGCCCAAGAAGCCUCAGGGCAUAAACAGGGGGAUGCCACUUGUGAGUGUGCAGUGAGUGCAGAUGUGGAGAAUGGAUUCUGCACCAGUGAUGGGAGUGUGAGGGAGCCCCUGGCUCCCCAGGGCACAGCAGCAACGGGCAAUGAACACAAAAGGAACCUCAGAAGAUUCCUGGGUGAACGGUUCAGGUGCCAUCCCGUGGGCACGGCGGUGCUGAUUCUGCUGCUCCUGGUGCUGGUGCUGGCUUUGGGGGCGGCCUUGGCUGUGCUGGCAGCACCACAGGUUCCAGUCACACCUGCGACUCCGCUGUCGGUUCUGGGCUGUCCCCAUGGCUGGGUUGGGUACAAGGGUGUCUGCUACUACUUCUCACGGGAUUACAGCACGUGGGAUCAGGGUCAGGAAUGGUGCUCCGAGCUCAAUGCCUCCCUGGCCAUUGCCAAGGAUGAGGAGGCCAUGGAUUUGCUCUUCCGCUUCUGCCACAAUGUCGGUUACUGGCUCGGUCUGCGCAGACGGGGCGAGCGCCUGCACUGGGGGGACGGCAGCAGCUACAGCUCCCGGGUUCCUGUCCUUGGCAAUUCUGAGUGCGUGUACCUGGCUGAGAGGAGAUUGAGGAGUGACAACUGCUCCAAUGAGCGGCCGUACGUCUGCAGCAAGGCCCAAGCUCCCCUGUAACAGGGGCUGCACAAAGGACCUUUAUUACAGCGACCUGAGGAGGUCACUGGGUGAGAGAAGGACGAGAAUCUUGUUCCUUGAUCAGAAGGCUUGAUUUAUUGGUAUAUAAUACAUUAUAACUAUACUAGAAAGAAUAAAGAGAGAACUUGGAGAGAGCUGCUAAGCUAGGAAUAGAAUAGAAGGAAUGAAUAACAAAGUUCUGUGUCCAGGGAACCUGUCCCUGAGCUGCUCCUGUGAUUGGCCCUUAAUUGGAAACAUGGAAGAUGAGCCAAUCACAGGAUCACCUGCCACAUUUCACAACAGCCGAUAACAAUUUGUUUAUAUUCUUUUUCUGGGACUGUGCUUCCCAGAAGAUGGACAAAUCCCAAAGAAAGGAUUUCUAUGAAGAAAUGUCUGCAACAGACCUUCUCCACACUGGGCAGUGCCAGCAUCACCUCUGAGCCCAGCACAGCGCUGUCCUUCCUCAGCUGCGCCCUGUGCCUUGCACUUCCUCUCAGGGUCACCUCAGUGCCUCUUCAUCCCCAGUGCCAGCGCUGGGCUGGGGCUGCAAAGGAAAAGUCUCUGCAAUCCAUCCUGGCACCGAUGCUGCCUGCAGUGAGUGCAUUGACCCCACUAUAUGUGGGAAAUACGGCUCACUAUUUACACUUUUUAUAAAAGUUUAUUAUGGGUUUAAGUCCUGCCCUGGGGUGCUUGUCUGCUUGCACAGGGUUAACUCAACCUACGCUUUCUAUAUGCUGUCACAUAUAUAGAGCUACAUGUACAUUUAUAAGAGUGCAUGUAGCUCUAAUAUUUAAGAUUUAUAAUAUAAAAUAUAUUAUUAAAUUAUAUAUAUGUAAUAUAUGAAAAUUUUUAACAGCUUUUAAGAAUUGCACCAUAACUUUGAAUUUUCCUGCUGGUUUAGGUUUUUUUAACUUUUUCAGGCCAUCUUGUACCUUAAGCUGUUAUAUUUCAUGGUUUCUUGUGAUUCUAUCUUUUUGUAUUUUCACUCCCUGAUAAUGAGGAUCAAUAAAGUCUUUUUUUUCCAUGCUCUUGUUUCUGUUAUCUUG
Molecule: messenger RNA, 2453 nt
Organism: Zonotrichia leucophrys gambelii
Lineage: Eukaryota; Metazoa; Chordata; Aves; Passeriformes; Passerellidae
Exons: 6
Coding region: 1-1407 (468 amino acids)
Source: RefSeq, a predicted model, not a curated record